AUGGUGCCAGAGUGGGUUGAUGCCUCUAAGCUUUCAGAGAAAUUCCAGAAGCAUUGUCCUCCUACUUUCUACAAGUUGAUUCACGACUCAAUGUUUCCAGCUACUUGGAUAAGAGAUCUGGAGAGGAUCUUCGAGAGUGAAGAAGAGCACGCUAACCACCUUCGUUUUGUGCUGCAGCGCUUGAGAGAAAAACAAUUGUAUGCUAAGUUCAGCAAGUGCAAGUUUUGGUUACAACAAGUGGCUUUCUUAGGUCACCUGGUUUCUGCUAAGGGUAUUGAAGUUGACCCCGGCAAGGUAAAGUCUGUAGUUGACUGGGAGACACAAAAGAAUGUAGUAGAUAUUCAUAGCUUCCUCGGUCUAGCCGACUAUUAUAGGAGAUUUAUCGAGAACUUUUCAAAGAUCUCCGCUCCUAUGACUCGACUAACCCGGAAGGGAGUGAAGUUUGAGUGGUUAGACGACUGCGAGAGGAACUUCCAGGAAUUAAAGUAG
This is a messenger RNA of Telopea speciosissima, 489 nucleotides long. RefSeq lists its product as uncharacterized. The transcript is spliced from 2 exons. NCBI's taxonomy places the organism in Eukaryota, Viridiplantae, Streptophyta, Magnoliopsida, Proteales, Proteaceae. The record is from RefSeq and is a predicted model, not a curated record. Bases 1 to 489 code for a protein of 162 amino acids.